Daucus carota subsp. sativus is the source of this 1807-nucleotide messenger RNA. RefSeq names its product protein disulfide-isomerase. Gene Ontology annotation, cellular component: endoplasmic reticulum. The record is from RefSeq and is a predicted model, not a curated record. Bases 86 to 1630 code for a protein of 514 amino acids. Gene Ontology annotation, biological process: response to endoplasmic reticulum stress; protein folding. Lineage: Eukaryota; Viridiplantae; Streptophyta; Magnoliopsida; Apiales; Apiaceae. The transcript is spliced from 11 exons. Gene Ontology annotation, molecular function: protein disulfide isomerase activity.
CAGACCCGUGAACACAGACUUCUCUUCCUCUUCAACACACACACAAACACACACACUCACGGUGUGUUCUUGAGUUCUUGCAGCAAUGGCGGCUAGGUCUAGGGUUGUGAUAAGCGGCUUUGUAGUGCUGAUGAGCCUGGCUUUAUUGAGCGGAUCGAUUUGCUCGGCCGAGGAGGAGAGCAAGGAGAGCGUGGUUGACCAUGUGUUGACUCUGGAUCAUUCCAAUUUCAGCGAGAUUGUCGGGAAGCAUGAGUUUAUCGUUGUGGAAUUCUACGCUCCUUGGUGUGGACAUUGUAAAAGUCUUGCCCCGGAGUAUGAGAAAGCUGCAUCAGUGUUGAGCAGUCAUGACCCUGCGAUCGUUCUAGCAAAAGUUGAUGCAAAUGAGGAAGCAAACAAGGAGCUUGCAACUCAAUUCGGUGUUCAAGGUUUCCCCACUCUUAAGAUUUUAAGAAAUGGAGGGAAACUGUCACAAGAAUACAAGGGUCCUCGUGAAGCUGAAGGCAUAGUUUCUUAUUUGAAGAAACAAGUGGGACCUGCCUCUGCCGAGAUCAAAUCUGCUGAAGAUGCCAGCAGUCUUAUCGAUGAAAAAAAGAUCACCCUUAUUGGGCUGUUUCCGGUCCUGUCAGGUGAGGAAUUUGAAAACUUCACUGCGCUAGCUGAGAAAUUGCGUUCUGACUAUGACUUUGGUCACACUGUGGAUGCCAAAUUCAUUCCCAAGGGUGAUUCCUCAAUCAGCAAACCAACACUUAGGUUGCUCAAGCCAUUUGAUGAACUCUUUGUUGAUUCUCAGGAUUUCCAUGUUGAUGCUAUGGAGAAGUUUAUCGCAGAAAGUGGUGUGCCCACUGUGACUCUUUUCAACCAAGACCCAAGUAACCAUCCAUUCCUCGUCAAAUUCUUUGACAGCCCUGAUGCCAAGGCAAUGCUAUUUUUGAACUUCAGUACAGACAAGUUUGAUGAUUUCAAGAAAAAUUAUAAUGAUGUUGCUGUUCUCUACAAAGGAAAGGGACUAAACUUUCUUUUGGGUGAUCUUGAGGCCAGUAAAGGCGCUUUCCAGUAUUUUGGGCUGAGUGAAGAUCAGGCACCUGUCAUUCUUGUACAGACUAGUGAUAGUCAGAAAUAUCUCAAAGGAAAUGUGGAAGCUGAUCAAAUUGCACCCUGGUUGAAGGAAUACAUGGAUGGAAAACUGAAGCCAUAUGUGAAGUCAGAUCCUAUCCCUGAAGUUAACAAUGAACCUGUGAAGGUGGUUGUUCGUGACAGCAUUCAAGAUGUGGUUUUUAACUCCGGAAAGAAUGUUCUGAUAGAGUUCUAUGCACCUUGGUGCGGACACUGCAAAAAACUGGCUCCUAUAUUGGAUGAAGUUGCGGUCUCUUUUGAAAAUGACGCUGAUGUUAUAAUUGCGAAAUUCGAUGCGACGACAAACGAUGUUCCCAGUGAAGUUUUUGAUGUUCAGGGCUUCCCCACUUUGUACUUCAGGUCAGCAAGUGGAACAGUGGUGCCAUACGAAGGAGAUAGAACAAAAGAUGACUUUAUUGAAUUCAUCCAAAAGAAUAGGGAUACCAAUGCCAAGCCAGUCUCAGUUAAAUCAGAAGAGUCAGCUGCUAAAUCAGAGUCUCCGAGAGAUGAGCUAUGAAGAAUGCAAUUAUACCUUGAUGAGGUGAAACAGAGGAAGAACAUAGCGCAACAUGAAGGAUUAAGAUAUUUAGAGUUCAGUAGAAUGUAUUUCUUUUCCCUUGAUGAAAUAAUGUAGUAAGCCUUGUAACUUUUUGUAAUGGUAUUAGCCUUAAUUUAAUACACAUCACUUUGGUUA